This is a messenger RNA of Indicator indicator, 2118 nucleotides long. RefSeq names its product keratin-associated protein 10-4-like. The transcript has 3 exons. Lineage: Eukaryota; Metazoa; Chordata; Aves; Piciformes; Indicatoridae. Bases 1 to 2118 code for a protein of 705 amino acids. The record is from RefSeq and is a predicted model, not a curated record.
AUGUGUCACCAGAAUGGCUUCCAGCCCAGGCAGCUCUGCAUCCCCCCUCCCUCCGUGCUGGUCAGGAGCUUCCCGGUGAGGCCCCGGGGGCAGCCCCGCGCCGCUCUCCGCCAGCUCCAGUGCCUUUCUCCGUGCCUGGAUCCCUGCUGCUCCCCUGGCAUUCCCCAGGGCACCACCACCUACAUCAACCUGGGCAGCCUCGGGGUGAGGCAGGCUUGUGUGGAUCCCUGCUGCAAAGAAGUGACCAAGUGUGUGGAUCCCUGCUGCAAAGAAGUGACCAAGUGUGUGGAUCCCUGCUGCAAAGAAGUAACCAAGUGUGUAGAUCCCUGCUGCCAGGAGGUGACCAAGUGCACCACCAGCACCUGUGUGGAUCCCUGCUGCCAAGAGGUGACCAAGUGCACCACCAAGUGUGUUGACCCUUGCUGCAAGCAAGUGACCCAGUGCAGCACCACCUGUCUGGAUCCCUGCUGCAAGCAAGUGACCAAGUGUGUGGAUCCCUGCUGCCAAGAAGUGACCAAGUGCACCACCAGAUGUGUAGACCCUUGCUGCAAGCAAGUGACCAGGUGUGUAGAUCCCUGCUGCAAGGAAGUGACCAGGUGCACCACCUGGUGUGUAGAUCCCUGCUGCAGGAAAGUGACCAAGUGCACAACCAAGUAUGUGGAUCCCUGCUGCAGAGGUGUCACCAGGUGCACCACUCAGUGUGUGGAUCCUUGUUGUGAGCAAGUGACCAAGUGCACCACUCAGUGUGUGGAUCCCUGCUGCCAGGAGGUGACCAAGUGCACCACCAGGUGUGUAGAUCCCUGCUGCCAGGAGGUGACCAAGUGCACCACCACCUGUGUGGAUCCCUGCUGCCAGGAGGUGACCAAGUGCACCACCAGGUGUGUGGAUCCCUGCUGCCAGGAGGUGACCAAGUGCACCACCAGGUGUGUGGAUCCCUGCUGCCAGGAGGUGACCAAGUGCACCACCAGGUGUGUGGAUCCCUGCUGCCAGGAGGUGACCAAGUGCACCACCAGGUGUGUGGAUCCCUGCUGCCAGGAGGUGACCAAGUGCACCACCAGGUGUGUGGAUCCCUGCUGCCAGGAGGUGACCAAGUGCACCACCACCUGUGUGGAUCCCUGCUGCCAGGAGGUGACCAAAUGCUCCACCAGGUGUGUAGAUCCUUGCUGUGAGCAGGUGACCAAGUGCACCACCACCUGUGUGGAUCCCUGCUGUGGCAGGGUGCCCAGGUGCCUCCCUGGAUGUGUGGGUCCCUGCUGCCCUCAGGUGAUCAGGUAUGUGGAUCCCUGCUGUGGAGUGCCCAAGUGUGCCACCCUCUACCUGGUUCCAUGCUGUGGAGUGCCCAAGUGUGCCACCUGCUACGUGGAUCCCUGCUGUGGACAGCUGCCCAGAUGUGCUACCAGGUGUGUGGAUCCCUGCUGUGGGCAGGAGACUCAAUGCAGCACCAGGUGUGUGGACCCCUGCUGCCAGGAGGUGACCAAGUGCACCACUCAGUGUGUGGAUCCCUGCUGCCAGGAGGUGACCAAGUGCACCACCACCUGUGUGGAUCCCUGCUGCCAGGAGGUGACCAAGUGCACCACCAGGUGUGUGGAUCCCUGCUGCCAGGAGGUGACCAAGUGCACCACCAGCUGUGUGGAUCCCUGCUGCCAGGAGGUGACCAAGUGCACCACCAGGUGUGUAGAUCCCUGCUGCCAGGAGGUGACCAAGUGCUCCACCAGGUGUGUAGAUCCUUGCUGUGAGCAGGUGACCAAGUGCACCACCACCUGUGUGGAUCCCUGCUGCCAGGAGGUGACCAAGUGCACCACCACCUGUGUGGAUCCCUGCUGCCAGGAGGUGACCAAGUGCACCACUCAGUGUGUGGAUCCCUGCUGCCAGGAGGUGACCAAGUGCACCACCACCUGUGUGGAUCCCUGCUGUGAGCAGGUGACCAAGUGCACCACCAGGUGUGUGGAUCCUUGCUGUGGAGGUGUCCAGGCUGUCACCAAGUGUGUGGAGUCCUGCCCCAGCCCCUGUGUGACCCAGGCCAGCCCCCAGUGUGGAGCUGUUUGCAGCCCUGCCUGGGGCCAGCACUGCUCCAUCAGCUGUGCAGAUGUCUGCUGCAGGAAGCGUUGGGCUCCCUGA